Penicillium psychrosexuale is the source of this 1287-nucleotide messenger RNA. RefSeq names its product LysM peptidoglycan-binding domain-containing protein. The coding region runs from base 1 to 1287 and encodes 428 amino acids. The record is from RefSeq and is a predicted model, not a curated record. The transcript has a single exon. Lineage: Eukaryota; Fungi; Ascomycota; Eurotiomycetes; Eurotiales; Aspergillaceae.
AUGACUCGCUCUUGGCUCAUCUCAGCUCUGGGGGUAAUAUUUCUGCUCUCUAUUGAUGUUGUUUCUGCACGAGGAAAGCCAGGAUUGAGACAGCCUGCCAGUCCUGGCUAUCGUGGUAGAGACGCAUGUCCUGUGGCUUGUAGCAUCGCAGGACCCAAUCCUUCCAAUUGGUCUGUUUAUCACAACUUUGAACAGCUCCAAUCCUGCCAUCAAGCCCUGUUCUAUGAUUUUUCUUUGUACGAUCGAGUGGAUGACCCGGACACCCUCCAUCGCCUCUAUGUCUGCACCUCUUAUGGCGCCGACUGGUCAGCCCUCCAACGGCCAAUUGCGAACUUCGCGACUACUAUCGAGUCUGCGGACUCGACUUAUUCUCUUGGCUGGUGGGGUAACGGCCUGCUCGCUGGUGCAGAUAUAGCCUCCAUUUCUAAGCAGAUGCGGCAUUACCUGAAGAGUCAACAUGUUGCUACCAAGAGAACCAAGAGCAACACCUUCUUGUUUGCCCGGUCAGGUUCGGCUGCUGUUGGGAUUUACAUAGGCAAGGGUCUGCAGAGCGAGGGGGUCAGCUCCUUUGCCCUAAAGGCGCUGACAGACAAUAUUCGCACUCUGAAAAUUGUCUCCGGUAACGUGGCAAUGCAGCUAUGCGAUCCGAACAGCAACAAUGCCCACACCUUCGGAAUAUUUGCCUCCAGCAAUGGAACCUUUUCACCCGUGCAGGAUGCAAUGAAAAUUUGGUCGAAGGGGGGUUGCCUCUCCUUCGAUAGCAUGAAGAAUAUCACCGGUCCGGCCGUUCUUACCACUCCUCCAUUGAAGACUUCGAUUAACUCCACUCAAUCGAAGUCGGUCCGUCCGAGCGCCUCACAAGCCACCAUCCCUACGCCCUUGCUAAAAGAAAAUCUCGUAACUCGGGCUGAAUGCAGCACUAAGCAAGUCGAAGGGGGUGAUAGCUGCGCUGCUCUGGCCACAAAGUAUGGAAUCUCCGCUGCAGACUUUACCAAGUAUAACUCCGGAACCAACUUCUGUUCAACCCUCAAACCAGGGCAGCAUGUCUGUUGCUCGUCCGGAAUACUCCCUGAUUUUGCCCCAAAGCCUAACCUAGACGGAUCGUGUACUACCUAUACUAUUAGGUCAGGUGACCUCUGCCCCUUGAUGGUCAUAGCGUCAGAUAGAUACAUCAAGUGCUCUUAUAUCAGUUUCUACUUUUCCUCCACCCUUGAGCCUACCUACCUUCUGCUCUCAUGUCUCGUUAAGCUUUAUUUCCAAAAAAAAGUUAUUCAUAGAGGUCCAUAA